AUGACACCUACAACUACCACCAAGACCGUUGAGGAAACUCCCAAGGAGAGCCCUCCUCCUAAGAAGGCGGUCGAAAUGAACGAGGUUCUGGACCAGAGCACUUUUGAUCAGAUCCUGGAGAUGGACGACGAUGACGACAGAGACUUCAGCAAAGGAAUUGUGUAUGGAUUCUUUGAUCAGGCCGAGACCACAUUCGAGAAGAUGGAGAAGGCUUUAGAAGAGAAGAAGCUCGAGGAGCUUUCUUCGCUGGGACAUUUCCUGAAGGGAUCGUCGGCAACGUUGGGUCUGAGCAAGGUCAAGGAGCACUGUGAGAAGAUUCAGCACUAUGGCUCAGGUAAAGACGAGACUGGCACGGCCGACGAGCCCGAUGAGGAGACCUCGUUGAAGAACAUUAAGAAGACCCUGACCGAAGUCAAGAAGGACUACAAAGAAGUAGAGCAGGUUCUCCGCAACUUUUAUGGGGAGGAGAAGAAGCCUUCCCCUGUGUCCUCGCCCUCCUCUAAGUGA
Aspergillus clavatus NRRL 1 is the source of this 507-nucleotide messenger RNA. RefSeq names its product Hpt domain-containing protein. The record is from RefSeq and is a predicted model, not a curated record. Bases 1 to 507 code for a protein of 168 amino acids. Gene Ontology annotation, biological process: phosphorelay signal transduction system; phosphorylation. Gene Ontology annotation, cellular component: nucleus; cytoplasm. The transcript is spliced from 3 exons. Gene Ontology annotation, molecular function: histidine phosphotransfer kinase activity; protein histidine kinase binding. Lineage: Eukaryota; Fungi; Ascomycota; Eurotiomycetes; Eurotiales; Aspergillaceae.